AAGAACAGGGCUAUAGCAGAAGUUUUCUAAAUUAAUGACCGCUAACUGUGUGCCCGCGUUUUCUUUAAAGAUGUGAGAAUGAAACAAAAUUCACGCACAACCUCUAGAAUCUGGCGAGCGAUGCAAGUUAGUAGUGGAGAAGAUACCCUUCUACAUAUCGUGCACUGCCAGUGGAGGCAAAGCAACGUUGUCACAAUCACAGCACGUGGAAAUUUGAUAUGAAAAGUUCAAGCGCAAGUUUUGAGACGUGCGAUAUAGUUUGCUACCUUAUUGUGGAUGCUGGCGAGUGCAUAUAAAACCAUUAUGGUUACAGUAUCUGACGAUUAGUCAAGACAAAGCCAAGAGCCAGUGCGCCGUAAAAGUGCAACUUCAAGCCAUAGGAGCUUUACUACAGCAAACUGCUGAAUUCAGAUUUGUCUCAACGCUCGGCACAUCUUUUAGCCACCGCUUCAGCGCUGCAACACUGUACCCGAAGGAGAAAUGUUGGUAUCACACGGCAUACUGCACGUGUUCAGAGACCUACGCAUCGCCGGCAUUGCAAUUCAUUUUUGGCUACUCUUGACCCAACUAGCGAGCGUGUCCGCAGUCAGUGACAGUGCGAGCAACGACAAUGCCGUCAGCAUAGUCACACCAACCAGUGCUCACCUCGACUUCGGCAUACGUCAGCAACUGCUGGUGGCGCCACCACCGCCGCCGCCACGGCCAUUGAUGGACAAAACAUUGACGACACACUGUGGUAGUGAGGACAACACUAACUGGCGGCCGGUAUGCGCCACAGCAAACAAUGUCGACUAUGUGCUAUUCGGUAGCGAAUGUUUGCUAUGGCAAACCAACCGUGAGCGCCAAGAGUUGGACACAAGGGAAGUAAGGCCCGUUUUUAGGAAAAUUGCGAUGGGAUUUUGUCGACCAAAUUGUAGUGUUGUAAUUUGCGUACACAACGAGCAAAUGAUUUGUGCGCGGAAUUCACAGAAUGGCGAAAUACACAGCUUCAGCGGAGGAGAUUGUGACGUGGCACGGGAUAUAUGCCUAAAUGGCAAUGAUUGGCAGCGAAUCGCCGAAAGCGCUUGCGCAAUAACCUCCGAUAGUUCAGCCAGCAUCUCAACAAUCGUCUCAACUACCAAGACUUCAAUGCCCACCUCGGUAACAGAAAAUGCAAAACUCACCGAACACGCACACACUCAAGUAACCAAAUUACCGAAGAAGCAAACAAAGAAAUCUCCACGCAAAGCUAUACCUUGCCCAAAGAUAUUUAAUCCCGUUUGUGCCGAACUCCUUGGUGUAAAGGCGACUUUCAUCAACGAAUGCCUAGUGAAUGCAGAAAAUGUGAAUUUUGGCAAAAAUUGGCAAAUAUUCUCUGAGGGCGUCUGUGCAGAGGAUUAUGCCAGCUCAGAAACACACAAGAACGUGUUGAACAAACGCAGCACAGUUGGCAGUGCGGCUGUUACGUAUCAAUUAAAUCCAAACGAAAAGGAAUUCAGUGGCAAUACGUCAUGGAUGGCAAAUACGCAGUCUGUUUCAGAGAAUAUAUUAAGUUUAUAUGGAGAACAAGUGCAAAAAAAAGACAUCCAAUCCAGUCAGCCAUAUGAUUCAUCAGCCUUUGCCCAGUUAACGAUGCAGACGACACCUCAACAUACUAUACGCAUUCUGCCGAUGGUUGAUGAUCAUGUGGCUGUUUGCAAAUUUGGCGCUGCACCAGUUUGUGGCAGUUCUACGAAAUACACGACGCACAGUUUUGAAAAUAUUUGCGAGCUUUUGUUGCGAAACAUCAUUUUGAAUGAAUCUUGGAGCGUGGUUAACGAGGGUAAAUGCCAGAGGUGUGUACUGAAUUGUCCCAUCGAUUACGAACCGAUAUGCAUAUCCCGCAACGGGCUCAACUACACUAUAAUCAAUCAAUGUCAUUUGGAUUAUGCUGUUUGUCGAAAUAAGCAGAGCGAUUUCACAAUCCUUGGCAAAGGUGAAUGCGCAAGUGUUUUGAAAAGCAUAAGCCAGACAACAAUGCCCAGUCCAACUCCGCAUGAAGUACACUCACCCAGACAUGCGAGGAAAAUUUUGGAAUCAUCGGCACAAUUAGAAAAAAUCAAGGCUCCAGUUGAAAUUGUGGGUGUGCCAAAAACUUCUUCAGAAAUAUCUGAUAAGAAAUCUGUUAAGUACAAGAGUGGCACAGACAAAUCGUUUACUUCAAAAACAGCCAAAAAGCCUGCCGCAAUAAAAUCACAUAUAAUGAAUUUGUGGCGCAGCUCGAAGAAGAGAAGAUCACGCAUUGCAAAGAAAAAGUAAAAUUUUAAAAAUUGUUAUUUGUUAUACUCGGCAUAA
Messenger RNA from Rhagoletis pomonella (apple maggot), 2313 nucleotides. RefSeq lists its product as uncharacterized. Gene Ontology annotation, molecular function: protein binding. The record is from RefSeq and is a predicted model, not a curated record. NCBI's taxonomy places the organism in Eukaryota, Metazoa, Arthropoda, Insecta, Diptera, Tephritidae. The transcript has 6 exons. Bases 481 to 2277 code for a protein of 598 amino acids.